Messenger RNA from Lycium ferocissimum, 1967 nucleotides. RefSeq names its product pentatricopeptide repeat-containing protein PPR5 homolog, chloroplastic. The transcript has 3 exons. Gene Ontology annotation, molecular function: mRNA binding; protein binding. NCBI's taxonomy places the organism in Eukaryota, Viridiplantae, Streptophyta, Magnoliopsida, Solanales, Solanaceae. The coding region runs from base 38 to 1504 and encodes 488 amino acids. The record is from RefSeq and is a predicted model, not a curated record.
AACUCCCACAACUUCUCUGCCAUAUCUUUCAAUAACAAUGAAUUUACCAUUUUCUUUUUCCGGGUCGGGUCAACUUCCAUCAUUUCAACAACCCAAAUUGAGCCACAAUCCAUGCCUAAAUUUACAAUCGAAAAGACCCGUUUUCUGCUGUGUGUCGACCCGACCCGGGAGGAAGUCAGGUCAGAUGACCCGUAACGGGUCAUCCUCCGAGGCACAGGAGCUGGUGAGUUUGGUUAUGAGGAAUUUCAGUGAUAAGAAGCCAUUAGUGAGCACACUGGAUAAGUAUGUUAAGUUAGUGAGGACUGAACAUUGUUUCUUGCUCUUUGAACAAUUUGGCAAGACUGAUAAUUGGCUUCAAUGUCUUGAGGUUUUCAGAUGGAUGCAAAAACAACGGUGGUAUAUAGCGGAUAAUGGGGUUUAUUCAAAGUUGAUAUCGGUGAUGGGGAAGAAAGGGCAGAUUAGAAUGGCAAUGUGGCUGUUCUCUGAGAUGCGUAAUAGUGGGUGCCGUCCAGAUACCUCAGUGUACAAUUCAGUCAUUUCGGCCCAUCUCCACUCUCGAGAUAAAUCCAGGGCCUUGGAAAAGGCUAUGAGUUACUUUGAGAAGAUGAAGGGAAUGGAGCGUUGUAGUCCAAGUAUUGUUACGUACAACAUUCUUUUGAGAGCUUUUGCUCAAGCAAAAAAUGUUGCACAGGUAGAUGCUUUGUUGAAAGAUCUUGACGAGAGCAUUGUCACUCCAGAUGUAUUCACGUUUAAUGGUCUAAUGGAUGCCUAUGGGAAAAAUGGGAUGAUCAAGGAAAUGGAGCACGUCCUCUCUCGAAUGAAGAGUAAUCAGUUGAAACCAGAUAUUAUUACUUUUAAUAUAUUGAUUGAUUCAUAUGGGAAGAAGCAGGAUUUUCAGAAGAUGGAACAAGUUUUUAAAAGUUUGCUUCAAUCAAAGGAAAAACCUACCAUUCCCACGUUUAACUCAAUGAUAACAAACUAUGGAAAAGCACGGCUCAGAGAAAAGGCUGAGUUAGUUCUUGAGAAGAUGACUGACUUAGGUUAUAAGCCAAGUUACAUCACAUAUGAGUGCCUCAUUGUGAUGUAUGGGCACUGCGACUGUGUUGCGAAAGCAAGAGAACUAUUUGAUAAGGUGCUAGAAUCUGAGAAGGAGAAGAAGGUUUCAACAUUGAAUUCAAUGCUUGAAACGUAUUGUAUGAAUGGUUUACCCAUGGAAGCACAUGUUCUUUUUGAGAGUAUUCAUUCAGCCAAAACUUUCCCUAUAGACUCCUCAACCUAUAAACUUCUAUAUAAAGCCUACACUAAAGCCAAUAUGAAGGAGCUUGUACAAAAACUGCUGACCUGUAUGGACAAAGAUGGGAUUAUCCCCAACAAGAAGUUCUUUCUUGAUGCUUUGGGGGCCUUUGGGUCUGCACCAACAAAUCAAAAGGCAUUCGAUGAUAAUAAAGGAUUGAGCAAGCAAAGGGGUCGGGUUGUAAGUGAAAAAAGAAAGAGUGGCUUAUAGUUAGAAAGCUGGUCACUGCCUCGUCUAUCAGGCAAUCAUGAGAUUCAAGAUGAGGUUUCUUUGUCAGACACAUUGAGUGGCUCAGUGAUUAUAUAUCAAACCGCAAGGAAAAUUUUGGUCUCCCAGAUUCAAGAUAGAACGUGGAACAUUCAAGUUGUGAUUCGCACGUAAACCUCAUUACCUAUUUUUCUUUAGAGAAAGGUGAUGCUUGAUGCUGUACCCAGAGCCCCGAGGGUGGUUCAUUCAAAGUCCAAAUUAUUGUAUUGGCCUUGGAAGUUUUCUUGUUUGCAUCUCUAGAUUCUCUAACUCUUUAUUUGUGUUGCAGCAUUGUUAUUCUGUUGCAAACAAUAAGAGAAGGGAAGAUGACAUAUCCAGCUUUUUCACUAUUUACUUUUCUCAUCAAUUGUACAAAUUGCAUCAAUCCCAGGUCUUGACACUUUGGAAGGAUCUUUUUGUUUGCAAA